Molecule: messenger RNA, 180 nt
Organism: Penicillium soppii
Lineage: Eukaryota; Fungi; Ascomycota; Eurotiomycetes; Eurotiales; Aspergillaceae
Exons: 1
Coding region: 1-180 (59 amino acids)
Source: RefSeq, a predicted model, not a curated record
AUGACACGGGAACUUGAUUCGCAGCUCAUUGAGCUGGGGCGACACAUGCCGGACGGGGCUUCCUCAGAUGCCGAAUUCUGCGAUGGACCCGGCGUCGUUUCCCAGGGAAGAGCUUCAUGCCAGCCGGCAUGUUACUCGGACAAGGAAUACAUUGCGACUGGUUCAUAUGAAGCUGCAUGA